Saccharomycopsis crataegensis is the source of this 1245-nucleotide messenger RNA. RefSeq names its product CRAL-TRIO domain-containing protein. The record is from RefSeq and is a predicted model, not a curated record. Lineage: Eukaryota; Fungi; Ascomycota; Saccharomycetes; Ascoideales; Saccharomycopsidaceae. The coding region runs from base 1 to 1245 and encodes 414 amino acids. Gene Ontology annotation, molecular function: phosphatidylinositol transfer activity. The transcript has a single exon.
AUGGGGUUCUUUUCUAGAUCCUCUAAUACUACCAGCCCAAAAGAGGCAAAGCCAGAUGCCAAGAAGCCAGAAAUCAGUGAAAAUGCGGUGUUCGUGCCAAUCGAGCACCCUGUUUCCGGAAGUGUGAGUCAACCGGAAGUGCCAAAUGACAAGGCGGUUACCGACGAAGAGAAAGAAAAAAGGUACCAAGAAGUUCUUAACCAUUUCCAAAACCCAGAUCUCGAAUACCCAUUGUCCAGCGAUGACAAGGAAAAGAAAGAGAAGCUCACCACCGUGGAAAAAGCUUGGUUGACCAAGGAAUGUUUCUUGAGAUACUUGAGAGCCUGUACUUGGAAAGUAUCUGAUGCCAUCGACAGACUUGAAAAUUCCGUCGUCUGGAGACGUGAAUACGGGAUUUCCAAUGGGGUUUACGGUAAGCACGAUCCGAUCACUGGUAAAUACCAGAUCCCUGAGUUGGCCGCCAAAGCAUUACUGCCAGAAACCGUUGUCGAUGAAAGUUUGACCGGGAAACAGAUUGUAUUUGGUUUCGAUAAAGGUUGUAGACCUUGUUUGUUCUUGAUGAACGGUAAAGAAAACACCAAACCUUCAGAAACCCAAGUGCAAUUCUUGAUCUUUAUGUUGGAAUGUGUCAUUAACUACAUGCCUCAAGGCCAAGAUAAGCUUGCUCUUUGUGUUGAUUUCAAAGAGUACCCAGUGGGACUUAAAAGCAAGUCGGUUCCUUCGGUUUCUGUAGGUAAGUCCGUGCUUCAUAUUCUCCAAUACCAUUAUCCCGAAAGAUUGGGAAGAGCGUUAUUUGUCAAUAUUCCGUUCGUUGCCAGCGUGUUCUUGAAAUUAUGCUGGCCAUUUUUGGACCCUUACACCAAACAAAAAGUGUCGUUCGAUAAUCCAUUCAGUGACUUUAUUCCAACCGAACAAUUGAUGGAUGAGUACGAAAAUGGGGAAGUGGAAUUCGUGUUUGAUCAUGACAAGUACUGGAAAGGGUUGAUUGAAAUCGGGGUGAAGAAAAACCAACACUAUUUGGAAAGAUUCCUCGAACUUGGAGCCACGGUAGGGUUGAGUGAAGUGGAUUUAAGAUCUAAUGAAGCAAUCCCUGGCAGUGAUGGCAAGACCGUCAAUUAUACUACCGAAGAAUUCCAAGAUGCUAUCUCAACUGCAUCGGUUGGUGACAAUUUGGAAAAACUCCACAUUUCAGACGCCCCAGUGGAGAAAAAAGACCCAGAAGUGGUGGAACCAGUUCAAGCUUGA